CAACCGCUAGAAAAACGACCUUUCAAUACAUCAAAAUCCCAAAUUCAUAGUUUAGGGCUCGAAACAGGUAGAAGCCUCUCCACACGCGAGUUACUUCUGCUGAUCGUACGAAGAAAGGUUCCCAAUUUUUUAGGCAAAUGUCUUCGUUUCUCGAGGAUUUUCAAGCCAAUUUGGAAUCACUGCCGAAUAUACUUCAAAAGAAGUACGCUUUGUUGCGUGACUUGGACAAAAGUUUACGAGUAGAGAUCCAACGGGAGAAUGACCAACGUUGUGAGCAGGAAGUACAGGAAAUGAAGCGGGAAAUCAAGUCUGGUAACAUUUUGGCAGAUGCUUCAAAUAUCAGGUUCUCAGAUGAGGCACUUGAUGAGCAAAAGCAUGCUAUCAGAAUUGCUGAUGAGAAGGUUGCAUUGGCCGUUCAAGCUUAUGAUUUGGUAGAUACUCAUAUUCAGCAACUUGAUCAGUAUCUGAAGAAAUUUGAUGAAGAGCUUCGGCGUGAAAGAGAGACUGUUGCUGCAGCUGGGUCAACUGCUCAAAACCUUGAUGGCAAUGUUAAAUCUGGGAGGGGCAGUGAGGGUGGCAGAGGAGGGCGUAAGAAGACUCGCCUAGCUACAGCAGCAGGAACUUCGGCUGCAAAUCCAACAAGCAUGGAUUUGGAUCUACCAGUGGAUCCCAAUGAACCCACAUACUGUUUCUGCAAUCAAGUCAGCUACGGGGAGAUGGUCGCAUGUGACAAUCCCGAUUGCAAGAUAGAAUGGUUCCAUUAUGGCUGUGUCGGUCUGAAGGAUCAGCCGAAGGGAAAAUGGUACUGUUCAGAAUGUGCUGGGACACAAAAGCGUAGGAGAGGCAAAUGAUCUCUGGAGACGCUGAAUGUUUUUCAAGUUUGCUCCGAUGUUAUUUACUACUGGAGCUAGGUUUCUCAAGCUUAUAACAUUUGUUUUGAGUUUGAAUGUGUGACAAUGGAUCUUUUUUGCUUCUUCCUUCUAGAUCCUUAUUUGCCGCCCUGUAAAUAAAUGGAACCUCGCAUGGUCACUGAACAUCUGUUAUUAUGUCUAGAACAGAUACUGACCUCAAUGAUAGAGAGAAUUUUGAUAUAGAAAACAUUUCACUCUUAGUUCAUAUUCUCUAAAUCACAACAUCUACAUCUUGGUCAAAUACA
Diospyros lotus (date-plum) is the source of this 1156-nucleotide messenger RNA. RefSeq names its product PHD finger protein ING1. The coding region runs from base 138 to 851 and encodes 237 amino acids. The record is from RefSeq and is a predicted model, not a curated record. Gene Ontology annotation, cellular component: nucleus. The transcript is spliced from 7 exons. NCBI's taxonomy places the organism in Eukaryota, Viridiplantae, Streptophyta, Magnoliopsida, Ericales, Ebenaceae.